Molecule: messenger RNA, 486 nt
Organism: Cryptomeria japonica (Japanese cedar)
Lineage: Eukaryota; Viridiplantae; Streptophyta; Pinopsida; Cupressales; Cupressaceae
Product: pentatricopeptide repeat-containing protein At4g02750-like
Exons: 1
Coding region: 1-486 (161 amino acids)
Biological process (GO): RNA modification
Molecular function (GO): protein binding; RNA binding
Source: RefSeq, a predicted model, not a curated record
AUGCAAAAGUCUGGUAUGAACCCAGACCAUGUCACUUUUGUUGCUGUCCUAUCUUCAUAUAGUCAUGCAUGGUUGAUCUUCUUGGACGAAGAGGGCAUGCUGGAGAAAGCUUACGAGUUUAUCAAGGGGAUGCCACUUGAAUCUAAUGCUCGAAUUUACAACAACAUAGAGCUAGGGGAACGAAUGACAGAACACCUUUUUAAGAUGGAACCUGAUAAUACUGGGUGUUACGUCUUGCUCUCAAAUAUCUAUGCUGGGGCUGGUAGGUGGGAUGAUGUUGCAAAGUUGAGAUCAGUAAUGAAACACAUUCGACUGAAAAAAGAUCGAGGACGUAGUUGGAUGAGGCUGGCAUUUCAUAUGGGAGACAAAUCACAUCCCCAAUUUGAGAUUAUAAAUGCAACGCUGGAGGAUUUGGCCGGGCAGAUGAUGAAGGGUGUGUAUGUCCUUAAUACAAACUUUGUGCUCCAUUAUCUGGAGGAGGAAUAG